Molecule: messenger RNA, 2481 nt
Organism: Theobroma cacao (cacao)
Lineage: Eukaryota; Viridiplantae; Streptophyta; Magnoliopsida; Malvales; Malvaceae
Product: WD repeat-containing protein 26 homolog
Molecular function (GO): protein binding
Source: RefSeq, a predicted model, not a curated record
UGCCUUAAGCUAAAUGCUCAAUUCACACAGCCAUCAUCUCUCUCACUCCUACAUUAUAACCCUCCCUCUUGAGUUGGUUUCCUCCACGCAAAGAGAAAAAGAAACACUCAUCAAACUCUGUUGUUUUCUACCCCUUUGCGAAGGUACCAAACACUUUACUUUCCUUUCCUUUCCUUCCCUUGGGAACGGAUAGCCCUUUUAGACUUUCGUAUCUGAUUUUAAUCCUUUUAGCCUUUUCUUUAUUCAUUUCUUCUGUUUUCUUGCUUAAAUCGAGUGUUUGCCGACAAAUAAGGAAGAAUAAGCUGGUCUUUCUUUGUCUUGGUCUUCUCCAUUUCUUCAAAUUUUUUCUUUUGAUUACUGGAUUCUCAAUCCGAUUUUUUCUGAUCUGAAUCGGCUUCUGGGUUCAUAAUCCCUUUCUGGGUAUUUCAGAUUUCUUCUUCUUCUUCUUUACCGCUGAUUUUAUCCUUCAAUUUCAGCUAAUAGGGACUUAUUCUUGUGAUUCAUCAAGAGGCAUUGCUAGUUAUCACUGUUGCUGUUUUUUCUCUUUAAUAAUAUAUGGGCUGAGGUGCACUUUUCAUGGGAGGUGUAGAGGAUGAUGAACCAGCCUCAAAACGCAUGAAAUUGUCCUCUGAAGAAUUGAGACGUCUUUCCAACGGUUCAACUAUUAAAGAGCCUGUAGCUGGGUCUUCAGGAGACUUGAUGGCUCGGCCCCUGCAGUCUGAAGGGGGCGAAGAAGUUGUAGGUUCAAAAGGAGUUAUAAAGAAGGUAGAAUUUGUCCGAAUAAUAACAAAAGCAUUAUAUUCUCUUGGUUACAUAAAGAGUGGUGCUCAUCUAGAGGAAGAGUCAGGGAUACCAUUACAUUCUUCUGUGGUCAAUGUGUUUAUGCGGCAAAUUCUUGAGGGAAAUUGGGAUGAAAGUGUUGUCACAUUGCAUAAUAUUGGUCUAACAGAUGAAAGGACCAUAAAAUCAGCUUCUUUUCUGAUAUUAGAGCAGAAGUUUUUUGAACUUCUGGAUGAAGAAAAAGUCAUGGAUGCUCUGAAGACAUUAAGGACUGAGAUUGCACCUCUUUGUAUCAAUAAUGGUAGAGUUCGUGAGCUUUCUUCAUCCAUUGUUUCACCUUCUGAUUGGUUUUCUGUUCGAUCGCCGAAACGGGAUAUAAAGAGGGCAAGAUCUCGGACUAAAUUGUUGGAAGAAUUACAAAAGCUGCUUCCUCCAACAGUUAUGAUUCCCGAAAGAAGGUUGGAGCAUUUAGUUGAACAGGCCCUUGUCCUGCAACGAGAUGCUUGCAUGUUUCACAACUCUUUGGAGAAGGAAAUGUCACUAUAUGCCGAUCAUCAGUGUGGGAGAGAUCAAAUUCCUUCUCAAACAUUGCAGAUACUACAGGCUCACACUGAUGAAGUAUGGUUCUUGCAAUUUUCACAUAAUGGGAAAUACUUAGCUUCAUCAUCCAAUGAUCAGUCAACGAUCAUUUGGGAGGUUGAUGCAAAUGGAGUAUCUUUAAAACAUAUACUCUCUGGUCACCAGAAACCUAUCUCUGCUGUUUCAUGGAGUCCUGAUGACCAUCAGCUUCUUACUUGUGGUGUAGAGGAGGUUGUAAGACGCUGGGAUGUCUCUUCUGGUGAAUGCCUCAAUGUUUAUGAAAAAGCUGGUCUUGGCAUGGUUUCAUGUGGAUGGUCUCCAGAUGGCAAAUGGAUAUUUUCUGGUGUGAAUGAUAAGAGCAUCUGCAUGUGGGAAUUGGAGGGGAAAGAGCUAGAGUGCUGGAAAGGGCAACGUACUCUAAAAAUUUCUGAUUUGGAAAUAACAAGUGAUGGGAAGCAGAUUAUUAGUAUAUGUAGGGAAACAGCAAUAUUAUUACUUGACAGGGAAGCUAAAGUUGAGAGGUUAAUUGAAGAGGAUCAAACAAUAACUUCGUUCUCAUUAUCAAGAGACAAUAGAUUCUUGCUGGUAAAUCUUUUAAACCAAGAAAUCCAUCUAUGGAACAUAGAGGGUGAUUUGAAGCUUGUUUCUAAAUAUAAAGGCCAUAAACGCACCCGCUUCAUCAUCAGGUCUUGUUUUGGUGGACUUGAGCAAGCAUUUAUUGCCAGCGGUAGUGAGGACUCACUGGUCUAUAUAUGGCAUAGGGGCACGGGGGAGCUUAUAGAGGCAUUACCAGGUCACUCCGGAGCUGUCAAUUGUGUAAGCUGGAAUCCAGCAAACCCUCACAUGUUGGCAUCAGCUAGUGAUGACCGUACAAUCCGGAUAUGGGGCUUAAAUAAUCUAAGCACGAAGCUCAAAGACACUCACAGUAACGGCAUCCAUUAUUGUAAUGGAGGAACUUGAGAGAUUGAAUGCAUGCAGUCUGCAGUCAUUGAUACCUGAUAUGAUUGGUUUCAUGUAAAUACUUUAUCUUGUUGAAAGCUGACAUUCAUAAAAAAAAAAGAUUGUCAACAAUGCAGCAACUUUCUGAUAAUAAAUUUGCUAUUUUCGCUUUUUAACAUUUAA